GAAAGAAAGAAACACACACACAUAGAGAGGUAUAUUAUCUCCCCAUAGAGUGAGAGAGAAAAAAAGAGGAAGAAAACAACAAAAAAAAAAAACAAAAACAGAAAACUGAUGAAGAGCGGUGGUGGUGGUGGUGGUGGUAUGGGCGCGCUUCCGUCGUACGGCGUCCCGGCGAAAAGGCGGUGGAAAGGGCUCGUAGUUGCGGUGCUCGGUCUCGUCAUUCUCUCCAUGCUCGUCCCUCUCGUCUUCCUGCUCGGUCUCCACAACGGUUUCCACUCUUCCGGAUAUAUAUAUGAACAGAAGAGUACUCCUUCGAAUGAGAAAAGUCUUGAAAGAUAUGAUAGACAUGAUGUUGGCCAUAAUGAGUCUGAGGAAGGACAAUCAAAUCAUGUGGAGGAUCUUAUCACAAAGUUUGAACCAACUCUUCCAAAGGAUGCUCUCAAGAAAUAUGCUCGAGAAGGCAAGAAUGAUUCCAACAAUAAGGCUGGCAAAGAUGAUAAACAAAGAGGUUCUAAGGCGCCACCUAAGGGUGUUCUGCAAUCACGUCCAACUUCAAAUAAUCCUAGAAGUGGUCAAGUUGAACAAGUCAACCGCCCUAAAACAAGCACUGCCGAUGAAGGUGGAAAGUCAUGUGAGCUCACAUUUGGUAGCUAUUGCCUUUGGCAACAAGAACAUAGACAAGAAAUGAAAGAUGCUCUGGUUAAGAAAUUGAAAGACCAACUAUUUGUUGCUAGAGCUUAUUAUCCUAGCCUUGCAAAACUCCCAGCAAACGAUAAAUUGUCUCGCCAACUGAAACAGAAUAUACAGGAGAUGGAGCACAUGCUUAGUGAAUCUACCACAGAUGCUGAUCUUCCACCAGCGGCUGGGAGUUAUUCAAAAAAGAUGGAAAAUACAAUAACCAAAGUAAAAUCAAUCCCUGUGGUUUGCGACAAUGUGGACAAGAAAUUGAGACAAAUAUUUGAUUUGACUGAGGAUGAAGCCAACUUCCACAUGAAACAGAGUGCAUUCUUAUAUAAACUUAAUGUUCAGACAAUGCCAAAGAGUCAUCACUGCCUGUCACUGAAACUAACUGUAGAAUAUUUCAAAUCCUCGCAUUAUGACGAAAAGGCUGAUGAAGAAAAGUUUAUUGAUUCUUCAUUGCACCAUUAUGUUAUUUUCUCUAAUAAUGUGCUUGCAGCUUCAGUAGUCAUCAACUCCACCGUAUUUCAUGCAAAAGAAAGUUCAAAUCAGGUUUUUCAUGUUUUGACUGAUGGAGAAAAUUAUUAUGCAAUGAAGCUCUGGUUCUUGAGAAACCAUUAUAAGGAAGCUGCUGUUCAAGUGCUGAAUGUUGAGCUGGACAUCCAAAAGGAAAAUCCGUUGCUUCUAUCCUUGCCUGAGGAGUUCCGUGUUUCAAUUCUCAGUUAUGAUAAUCCAUCCACAAACCAGAUUAGAACGGAGUUCCUUUCAAUUUUUUCUGAUUCACACUAUUUACUUCCUGAUUUAUUCAGCAAUUUGAAUAAAGUUGUGGUUCUGGAUGAUGAUGUUGUUAUCCAACAAGACUUAUCUGCCCUGUGGAACACAGACUUGGGAGAUAAAGUGAACGGUGCAGUGCAGUUCUGCUCGGUAAAGCUGGGUCAACUGAAAAGUUAUCUGGGUGAGAAAGGUCUCAGUCAGAAUUCCUGUGCUUGGAUGUCAGGGUUGAACAUAAUUGACCUGGUGAGGUGGAGAGAGCUUGGUCUUACUCAAACUUACAGAAAGUUGAUAAAAGAGUUUACAAUGCAAGAAGGAUCUGUGGAGGGUAUUGCAUGGCGGGCAAGCUUGCUCACCUUUGAGAAUGAAAUAUAUCCACUCAAUGAGUCGUGGGUUGUGUCUGGACUGGGUCAUGAUUAUAAAAUUGAUACUCAGCCCAUUAAGACAGCUUCGGUGCUACACUACAAUGGGAAAAUGAAACCUUGGCUUGAUCUGGGAAUUCCACAGUAUAAAAGCUAUUGGAAGAAGUUUCUGAACAAAGAGGAUCAGCUCUUAAGUGAUUGCAAUGUAAAUUCAUAAUAAGUUGUUGUUCCUGUGGUGCAUGUUUGGGAAAUUGUAGGGUUGAUCUCUUAAACAAGAGGAUGCCUGUGCUUUGGGUGCUCAAUUUUCUGAUCUAGUUUUCGAAGGGGUUUUGUGGAAAGAAGCAAUGGUGGACCGGUGGUGAUGAGCUUAACACACCAAUUAAAAAAUUAAUCAGUCAAUAAGGAACCUGUAAACUUCCCUGCAUCUCUGGCAAAAGGAUCAAGAAGUCUGAGUAGCCUCACAGUUUCCAAGAUAGCUAAUUGGUGUUGAGGUUAUCCUCACUGUGCCGGUGGGCACUAUGAAGAUUUUUAUACAUGAGCAAGGCAGUGGUCCAUGAAAAAUAACUCAAAAUAUAAAGACAGUAAAAUUGUUUUUUUCAAGAUUUUUUAUUAUGCUACAUGAUGUAAAUUAUUGGUAGCCGAGAAACAGGUAGAGCUAUUCCUUCUAGUUCUUUCCAUUCAUAAUUUGCCCAAAGUUUGUUCUUAUUCGAUGACAAGAAUGUUGUCCAACAGCUCUAUAAAUGAAAAAAAGUAACAAUUUUGUCCUCUA
Glycine soja is the source of this 2577-nucleotide messenger RNA. RefSeq names its product probable galacturonosyltransferase 7. Gene Ontology annotation, molecular function: polygalacturonate 4-alpha-galacturonosyltransferase activity. The record is from RefSeq and is a predicted model, not a curated record. Lineage: Eukaryota; Viridiplantae; Streptophyta; Magnoliopsida; Fabales; Fabaceae. The transcript is spliced from 10 exons. Bases 109 to 2025 code for a protein of 638 amino acids.